AAAAGAGAAAAAACCCUUUCUACAAAGGUAUUUUGGCGCGUCAGAGAACAUUACUCUCUGCCUUCUCGUUUUCUUUCACUAGCAAAACCCUUUGGUCUUCUUCCGAUUUUUCCCCGUUCAAAAACCCUAGCGUUUCACCUCUGGAACCCAUUGUUCUAAGAUUGGGGAACUAACGCCUCCAUUUUUUGGGUUUUCCAUCAAUGAAAUCUGAUCCGACACCGCUGCUCAGGACUUUGGUGUGCUCGACUCUGUUUUCUGUUUAUUGAGUACACACGAAGACGAUCAUCCCCCUUUUUGUUUUGUUUGUGCCUGGCAUGCAUAGCCCCACCAGGCAAAACAAGAUGCUCUCGAGUAAGGAAUGCAGACUGGAGAUGUCUCACAGAAGAGAAAGGAGAAGUGACCGUAGGUACUCUGAGCUAGAAGAACUAGAGCAUAGGUACUAUAAAGAAUUGAGGAACGAAGUUGUCAGAAUCCAUGGUGCUGGGAAGUAUCUCCGAUGCCCUUAUUGUCAGGAUCAUGCAAGAAGGGAGUAUGACGUAAGGGAGCUAGAAAGGCAUGCAUCUAGAAUUGCGAGAGAGUCAAAAAGUGCAAGCUUCAAAGACAAAGCUAGACAUCUGGGACUGCUUAAGUACUUGGAUUGGUAUGGGCAUGGGAAGGGGAAGUCAUCACAAUCGAAUAAGAGAGAAAUAGUGUCUGAAUCAGGUGAAAUAGCAUCUAUGAAAGAAGGUAUAGCUCCUGAAAUGGAUGAUUUAUGCAUUGAGCCUGGAGAAAUAAUUACCAAAUCAGCAGAUAUUGGUAUGGUUCGCAAAGAUUCAGUAAAAUCUCAUGGAAGAAUUUUAAAACAGGGCUUGCAAUCCCCAUCUCAUGCAGCUAUGAGGCAAUCUACUCAGAAAAGUGAUGAUGAGCCUAUUGUUUGGCCUUGGAUGGCUAUUGUUGCCAACCUUCCAGUUGAAAAAAAGAAUGGAAGGUAUGCUGGUGAAAGUGGUCGAAAGCUGAGAGAGGAGUUGGUUACCCAAGGAUACAAUCCUAUAAAAGUUCAUCCUUUGUGGGAUUUCCAGGGGCACUCUGGGUUUGCAAUUGCUGAAUUUAACAAAGAUUGGGAGGGAUUCAAGGACGCUAUGGCUUUUGAGAAAGCAUUUGAAAUGGAUCACCAUGGAAAGAGAGAUUGGUAUGCAAAAGGACAUAAAGGAGAUAAGCUGUAUGGUUGGCUUGCCCGUGGAGAAGAGUAUUGGGGAAGGGGUCUCGUGGGUAAGCACCUUCAGAAGAAUGGAGAUCUUAAGACUGUGUCUGACAUACAAAAUGAAGAUAGAAGGAAAGACAAAAGCCUAAUGUGCAACUUGACUAAUGAAUUGGAGUCGAAGAAGAAGAAGUGUGAAGAGAUAAAGAAGAACAUUAGCAAGACUGAAAUUUUUAUGGGAAAUAUUAUGGUGCAAAAGGAAGAGAUGGUUAAAAGCUACAAUGAAGAGAUGAAGAAGAUGCAGGAUAAUGCAUCUAAGAAGCUGCGUCAAAUUUCUGAGGAGCACAAGAGAAGUAAAUCAGAGUUGGAGGCUCAGAGAGAAGCAUUGAAGUUAAGGGAGAAAGGCCUAAGACAACGCCAAGCUCUGAAUGAGAGUGAGAAGAAGAAGUUGGAUAACCAGAAAAAAAUGAAUGAGAUGGCAAUUCUGCAACAAAAGAAGGCCGAUCAGCAAAUGCUUAAUCUUGUAGAGGAACAAAAAAGGCAAAAGCAACUCCUUCACAAAAAGAUUAUAGAGCUUGAAGCGAAGCUUGACCAGAAGCAAGCACUGGAGUUGCAGAUACAGCGGAUGAAGGGUGCUAUAGAGGUUAUGAAAUACAUUACGGAUGAAGGAGAUAAGGAGGACGAAAAGAAGUUAGAGUCAGUUGAAGAGGAGCUUCGGGAUAAAUUAGAAGAACUUGAUGGUCUGGAAUCUCUGAAUCAAGCAUUAAUUAUCAAGGAGAGAAGGACCAACGAUGAGCUGCAGGAAGCCCGCAAGCAGCUAAUAAAAUGUUUGAAGGAUAGCCGUGCUAACAUUUGUGUUAAGAGGAUGGGCGAGCUUGAUGGAAAGCCAUUUGUCAAAGCUGCAAAUAUGAAGUAUGGUGGUGAAAAUGUGACUGUAAAAGCAAUGGAACUCUGUUCCUUGUGGGAAGAUUACCUGAGGGAUCCAAGCUGGCAUCCAUAUAAGGUGGUCAUGGAUGGAGGAAACCCUAAGGAAGUACUUGAUGAAAAUGAUGAGAAGUUGAAGGAACUGAAGACUGAAUUAGGGGAUGAAGUGUAUGAGACUGUGACGACGGCUCUGCAUGAGAUGAAUGAGUACAACCCUAGUGGUAGGUAUCCAGUACCGGAGCUGUGGAAUUCCAACGAAAAGAGGAAGGGUUCCUUAAAAGAGGGGAUUGAGCAUUUACUUAAACAGUGGAAGAACCACAAAGCAAAACGGCGAAGAAACUGAAGUUAUGCAGAAAAGUUCAAGUGCUGGGACCGAUGCUAUAUCAUGUUAAUCUGCUUCCUGACUUGAUGCAAGCACUAUCCGGCAACUCUGUAUUUGGCCUUGGUUUAGCCAUUCUAACAAACUAGGAAAAGUAGAUCUGCAGAUUUUCUUAGAAUACCAGAUUUGUAUGAACUCACAACUGUAUAUAGUAGUCGAGAAUUGAAUAAGUAUUUUUUACUCA
Molecule: messenger RNA, 2664 nt
Organism: Sesamum indicum (sesame)
Lineage: Eukaryota; Viridiplantae; Streptophyta; Magnoliopsida; Lamiales; Pedaliaceae
Product: protein INVOLVED IN DE NOVO 2
Biological process (GO): gene silencing by siRNA-directed DNA methylation
Source: RefSeq, a predicted model, not a curated record